GCGACCUCGCCGCACGACGACAAUAAUAAUCGUAACGCGCGCGGUUCGAAAUUCACGUUGAUCAGCUACCGACGUAACGUUGUGUUAUCGUUACGGUGGCCGCGGAAAUUGGACCGAUGACAACGGUCUUCGUAUCCGCCCUGAACGGCCACUGGCGCGUCAACGUUAUCGUUAUUGUUGUUAUUAUUGUUGUUGCUGUUACUAUUUCACGGGUAUGGCGGUGUCGCGUGACGGACGAUAAUUAAAAAUACCGGCUGGACGAGAAAUCGCGCGCCGAGACCGCUGCGUUCCGUCGCGGCCAUGAACUAAUAACGAGACGCUAGGCCGUUUAUUUAUAGAUCCGAUUUGUGUCCGGCCACAUUCGUAGACCAAAAAUCAAAAUCGAAACGAAACGACAACGUGCACGCACAUCGGCGAUGUUUGUAUUUUAUUUUCAGGCCCGAUCCGAUUUAAAUGUCGAUAAAGCCGGGUUCACACCAGAGCAACGUAUUAUAGUAACUUUUUUAGUUGCUACACGUUGCUAAUUCAAAGGUUGACAAAUGUUUCCGGAUGUCGCUCCAUGUUUAUGUUGCCGGUAAUACAAUUUUCUAUUUAUUUCGCGUUUUGGUUAAAAGCAAAACACGGCGAUAAAAGCUUAUCAAUGUUGACAGAAUGUUCCAGCCGAGUUUUGCCAGGUGUUUCUAGUAUAUAGUUUUUGUGCUCAGUGCUAUCAUAUUAAAUUAUGUUAACAGUUUUUUUUUUUUUUAUUAAUAUAUUAAUUAUAUUAAUUUUAAGAAUAUUAAUAGUUGAUAAAUAUUUUUAAUCGUAACCUAAAUAAAUUCAAAGAAAUUCUUUACAACGACAAAACCUCAAAGUUACUUUAUCGUGUAUUUAAUUUAAAAUUUAUUGAAAUCUAGUACUGACUAUAUUAAAAUGUUUCGUAUGUGUGGAUACUUUGUUGCAAGAAACGCAAAGCAACAGGUUUUGAAUCGUUUCUAUUGAGCUUUUAUUCGAAAUGUCUUGCUCUGAUGUGGACCGUAUCUUUAUAAAUGUUCCAAUUUGUGUCAAUGAAACUGGCAACUGAACAACAUUGAGGAACAAUUUGUUGUUCUAGUGCGCACCCGGCUUAAUAAAAUAAUUACGAUGUUACCUAAUACGUACAAAAAUAAACUAUUAUCCGGGCCCCGGGGCAAUCAUAUUCGGCGAAGCGAUUUCAAAUACACAUGACGAAAAUGGAUGGAUAACACACGAACACAGUGAUAAAAAAUAAUUUUGGGUUUUCAUGUUAUUUGUAUAUUAACUGAAAGAUUAUCACGCGAUUCGUAAUGUGCGAUUUGUUCUUUUGUUAUCGCCUAUUUUAAAUUUAGAAAAACUUAUUACAAUUUUAUCAUCACAUUAUAGUUUUGAUAAUGGAUUUAGCUAUUAAAUAUAUUUCAUUUUUAAUAUUGUAAUACAUAGAUGAUAAAUCAGUCCCUAUUAGGUGUAGUCUCGGUCUUAUUUAGUCAAGAAAAAAAUAAACUCUCCAGUCUAGCCUGGUCCCAUGGCUUUUUUCGUUAAUCCGGUUCAGUCUUGGUCUUAAUUUGACUUCACUGGUCCGGUCCGGUCUUUAAAAAAACUGGACCGUACAGAGAUUUAUGCCCUGCACGUUACCAUUAAUAGUUAUACUAUAAUCAUUUAAACUACCUGUUUGGAAAAAAUAUGGAAAAAUGCAUCAAACAGUUUUUGUUCUUCAUAAUAAAUAAUUAAAAUUGUUUUCUAUUAUUUAUCUGUUUAUCGGUUUUUCGCGCCAUAUUCGGGAAUUUUGUUUAAGGAUAGUAUUAGGAAUCGAUUUUUAGACGACAAGAAUAAAUAUAGUAAAUAAAUAUAUAAAUACAAAUUUUACAUAUAGAAAUAAAAAAUAAAUAAAUGAAUAAAUGCGUCGCCUGGAGUAUCAUGAUAAGUGUUAUUUAAAUUAAAAUAAAUUAAUUCUAUGUAAAACAACCAGUUUGUAUAAUUUUUUUCCAUGUAUUCCUUCGUUUAGUUUUUAAAAUCCGGCUCCUUUUUACAUUUUGACUGUGAUAUACCUGACGAUGAAUUUUUAAUUCGAAACCGGUCGAAUAAUACUCCAGGUGACCAAUUCAUUUGUUUAUUUGUGUAUUUAUUUACGGUAAUAGUAGCCAUCGUUUAUACACUGUAGACACGGUUUUAGAGUUAGUGUUUAUUUAUGAAGAACAGAUAAUUUAUUAUCUAAUGUUAUAAAGAAGGCGAAAAAAGAGCCAUUUGGUACUUAAAUAAAAUAUCAUAGGUAUCGAAAAAGAAAAAGACUUAUUUUGAUGUAUAAUACGGAACUGAGAACAAUAUAAUUUCCAACAGAAGUGUAAAAUAAUUAAAAUUACAAAUUACAAAUUACAAAUAAAUAAAAUAAAUACAUAUUACGUAACGUGGUCUAUAGAAUUCGGAAAUUUUCUGAAAAUCUGAAGGGGUUCAUCACCAAGUCAAAGAAUGUAUGGGUUCGUGUUUGUCGAUUGUCGGAGAUGGAGUCGCCAGAGAAUUCCGUAAUUUGCAUUGAAAUAAUAUUAAUAUUGUUUAAUAAGGUUAUAAUAUAUAAACAUUUAUUUUUUUUCCGUUUGUUUUUGUUUUAUUAGUUUAGUAGCAACAUGCACAAGAAUCAGAAAUGACGGGCUUUUUCCCUCCGCCACACGACGUUACUACAUUUAUUGGACCACAGUUUGAUUCGGAUGAACCGCACGACGGUCCACUUCCGGCAUACAUUUCAUUUAUACAAAUAAAUAAAAUAUAAAAAAAGGAAAAUAUCAUAUAAUUUAAUUUCAUCUUUAUUAGUUUUACUCGAAAAAUAAUGAUACCAAUGUGUUUGACGUUUGUAGUCCAAUCGGUUUCGAUCGACGAUUAGGAUAUUGAACGAUUUUGGCCUUUUCUGACGUCGGUGUUUAGAAAAUGAUGUAAACGAUUAUUUUCUUGGUUGGAAAAACUUGCUGAAACAACAGAAUAUCAGUUUAUAUCACUGAAAACGAAUGCUGUUUUUGGUUUUUAUAAAUUAAUAUUUGUCGUUUUACGAUGAGUUCAUACAUGUUUGCGUAUUAUUUUAACUAAUAAAACUAUUAUUAUAGGUAUACCGUCUAGUAGACAUAUUAACCAUUGAUCAUUAAAUUUAUUGUUUAUUCAUUAAUUAAUUUUUUUUUUUUUUAUUAAUAAUAUUAUGAAUUUGUAUCCAUAAUUUGUUGAAAUAAGUUUUUCGCCGUUUUAAAUACCUAGUGUAGCCAUUAUGAAUUAUUAUUCUUUUUUAUGUUUAAAAUGUGACACUAUGUGCUGUACUGGGUGGGUAAGUGAAAAGUGAAAACACGUAAAACGUCAUCUCUGAAUCAUUGUAUUUUUCGGUACAGUGAAAACACUACAGUAUUAUCAUGUCCUCAACAUUUUAGAGUUAUUAUAGUGGAUACAUAGUUUAACCCCUGUACUGUGCUAUGGUAUCUAUGGUAACACAAACGAAAAAAUGUACGAUAUACAGAACACGUUUAGUCCGUGGACUAUCCACUUUCCGCCUAUUGUUUUAGUCCAAUACGGACAAAGCAAACCGGAAAUAAAGGUAAAAAGAACAAACAAUUAGCACGGGCAACGCCCGUAUUUUAUUGUUGGAACAUGUACGGUGCUGUUUUUGAUAAUCAACUACUAGGUUACAAUAAUGGUAAAUGGCUAAUACGUCGUAUUACGUUUCACAAUAUCGCAUUAAUCAGAUCGUGGUAAUGGUUUUACCCUUAAAAAAUUAGUUAGAAAAUAAAAAUUAAAAAUUAGAGUAUAAUAUUAUAAAGCGUGUUGUUUUACACAAUUCCGAAAAAAAAAUAAAAAAAAAAAUACAUUCCGAGAUAAUGAGUGUCUUGCCUAUUGUUGUUGAUCCCUCUGUAUAAUUGGUUCCGAUAGGUCUUCUAUAACAGAAUGAAAACAAGGGCUACACCAUGCCGUCGACAAAAAAAAAACCUAAACUUAGAAGGCCGUCACGUUUUAUCGUAGUACAGGUAUAAUAUCCGGUAUCCAGUCCGCCUUGAACCACUACCGGUAUGUACACCACGCCGUUUUAAUAUACUUCUAUAAAUAUUCGAUAAAACGUGUUGAUAGUGUACAUUAUUAUAACUUUUUGUUUCUGAUCGGCCUUUUGUCAGAAACUAGGCGUACAGAUGAAAUAAUUCUCAAACGAUAAUUCGAGAAAACUGUAUUAUAUUUUAUGUUGAAAACGUGUGAUUUCGUAAUGUAGAAAUAUUCAGUGGAAUAUAGUUCCCAUUGAAUAUUUAUCGAGCUGACUCAAUAAAAACCACUUGUAUUCGAUUAUAUUCUGAAGGGAGAUAGUAAACUGCGACAAAACCAAUGGUUGCCUUUCUUAAAUCCAAAUGAGGUACAAAAAUGCUUUCAGAAUAUUUUGCAAUCUAUAUUACUCAUUGAAUACGAAUGAAUUAAUAAAUUCGUUGAAUACAUUUUUAAAAUUUACAUUACAACAGAUGCAAGUUUCCCUCCAAAUCUCUGGGUUGAAUUUGCACCAACAGCAAAUCGGACAACCAACAGUUAUGAGACAUUUCAAUCUAAAUUAGUAGUCAUCCAAAUAAUUAUAACUUAAUUGAUGUUUUUAAAGAUAUUCAGUCUGAAACAUACAUAAAAAUACGAAGUAAUGGACAAAGAAAAUAGUCUUAGUAGUCUAAAUAGUCUAGUAGAAAAUAAACUUAAUUAACGUUUGUAUCCAAACGAAUAUUCUGUUAUUUAUUUUAAAGGAGUUUACAGCUGGUACAAAUAAUGGGCAAUGCAUGUUUUAAUCAUUUUAAAAUAUUGUGUGUGAUUUCUGACUUUUACCCGAACCUGAGUUGAAAAAGACACCCGCAACAAUUUGUAUGUAGGUACCAUUUUAUCAGCUUUCCAAAUUCAAAUUUCACCGAGUUACAGCAACUUGAAUUUAUAUGAUAUUUUAUGGAAAGCUUGUAACAUUUCUGCCGCUAAUAAGGCAAUAAUGAUUUUGAUAUUGUAAUUUUAAAAAAUUAACCUUGAGCGUAUAUCUCGAUUAAUUAAUAUUGAUCAAAUCAUUCCAAACUCACAAUUUGGAUUCAGGAAUGGACAUUCAACAAUCUAUCAAAUCAAUCGGUUAGUUGACUUAAUAUUAUAUUCACUCGAAAUGAAAAAAUAUUGCUCUACCGUUUUACUAGAUGUUGCUCAGGCAUUUGAUCGGGUUUGUCUCCCAAGACUUCUGUAUAAAUUAAAACAAUUCUUCCCGUGCCUUAAUUUCUCUUCUUCCGAUCUUACCUCAAAAACCGAUUCUGUGUAAUAAGAGUAAGCAUGGAGUUGUUAUCAAUCGCCCUUAUUUUAGCUGGUGUCCCACAAGGUGGAAGUGUGACCAACCAACUACCCCGUAUACUUCAGUGGCUGAAUUUGCGGCGUUAGGUGAAUUACGUCCCAUUUUAAUAAAACUAGGCGAAUUGCGUUCCUGUUGUAAUUUCAUACCAGGUAAAUUGCGUCCGAUUAUUCGGCUCAUUAGCAUUACCCAGAAGACACCAUGAGAAGGAUGGUCAUAUAGUCUUCCAAAUAUUUGGUUUUAUUUUAAAUUCGGUUACAUAAUAAGUAGGUUUAUAAUAGGCAAUUUGUUGGUCAAUAAUUCAAUUAUUGGUCAAUCAUUUGUGUAAAAAAAAAAAAAUUAAAAUUAUAAAAGAAUAUUAUAUAUUUUAAACAGGUAAAAAUUUAAAUGAAACGGCUUUGACGUAAUCGAAUUUGGUUAGUAAUUUAUUAUUAUAUUCAAUCUUUUUUCUCAAAUAUACAUAUUUUUUUUUUUUUUACUAUUUUCUUUGUCCAUUACUUCGUAUUAUUAUGUAUGUUUCAGACUGAAUAUCUUUAAAAACAUCAAUUAAGUUAUAAUUAUUUGGAUGACUAAUGUUCAAUAGAUUAUUUAAUUUAGAUUGAAAUGUCUCAUAACUGUUGGUUGUCCGAUUUGCUGUUGGUGCAAAUUCAACACAGAGAUUUGGAGGGAAACUUGCAUCUGUUGUAAUGUAAAUUUUAAAAAUGUAUUCUACGAAUUUAUUAAUUCAUGCGUCUUCAAUGAGUAAAAUAGAUUGCAAAACAUUCUGAAAGCAUUUUUGUACCUUAUUUGGAUUUAAGAAAGGCAACCAUUGGUUUUGCCGCAGUUUACUAUCUCCCUUCAGAAUAUAAUCGAUUACAAGUGGUUUUUAUUGAGUCAGCUCGAUAAAUAUUCAAUGGGAACUAUAUUCCACUGAAACUUUCUACAUUACGAAAUCACACGUUUUCAACAUAAAAUAUAAUACAGUUUUCUCGAAUUUUCAUUUGAGAAUUAUUUCAUCUGUGCUAGGCGUAUAUUUAAAAUAAAUAAUAGAAUAUUCGUUUGGAUACAAACGUUAUUAAGUUUACUUGAAUAUUUUAUACAUUAUAAUUAUUGAGUUGUUUAUUGUCAUCCAAAUUCGUUUCAUUUCAGAAUAUAAUCAAUUAUAAGUGGGUUUUAUUGAGUCAGCGCGAUAAAUAUUCAAUGGGAACUAUANGCCGAUCAGAAACAAAAAGUUAUAAUAAUGUACACUAUCAACACGUUUAAUCGAAUAUUUAUAGAAGUUUAUUAAAACGGCGUGGUGUACAUACCGGUAGUGGUUCGAGGCGGACCGGAUACCGGAUAUUAUACCUGUACUACGAUAAAACGUGACGGCCUUCUAAGUUUAGGUUUUUUUUUUUCGUCGACGGCAUGGUGUAGCCCUUGUUUUCAUUCUGUUAUAGAAGACCUAUCGGAACCAAUUAUACAGAGGGAUCAACAACAAUAGGCAAGACACUCAUUAUCUCGGAAUGUAUUUUUUUUUCGUCGACGGCAUGGCGUAGCCCUUGUUUUCAUUCUGUUAUAGAAGACCUAUCGGAACCCAUUAUACAGAGUGAACAACAACAAAAGGCAAUGCACUCAUUAUCUCGGAAAGUAUUUUUUAUUUUUUCGGAAUUAUAUAAAACAAGAAACUUAAUAAUAUUAUAUUAUCGUCAUUUUUUAGGCUGAAACCACUAACACGACGUGGUUAAUGUAAUUUAUAUUAUACAUCUAUGAAAUAAAUUGCCACAGUUUGUAUAAUGUAUCUUAUCAGUUUCUGAAAUGAGAGGAAUUUGGCUAACCAGAAUCAACUCAAUUAUUAAUGUAUAAAAUAUUCGUAUAAAUGUAACCAACAUUUGUAUCCAAACGAAUAUUCUAUAGUUUAUUUUAAAGGCCAUUGCAUCUUUGGUUACGAUUUCUUAAUUUAUACCAUAUCGUUUUCAAAGUCGAAAUCACACCUGUGAGCAGUCAUGUUCUCAUAUUUGUAUGUAUUCUAACGAAAACGUGUUUAUUCAUAGUUUUGUAUAAAAGUAUUCAGAUACAAUUAAUAGUCUAAUGCUUUUUCAAUAUUCGAAUCCGCAUUUUAAACAUAGAGUUGAAAAUUAAACGGAUUUAACAGUUUAAUUUGUGUUUAUAAAAACCAAUAUAUAUAUAUAUAUAUAUAUAUAUAUAUAUAUAUAAUCAACUUCACGUAUGGCAGUGUGGGAUAGUAGGUAAAUAAAAAAAGGACUUUUUAAGUAAUUAUAAAUAUUUCUCAAAACUAUCACUAUUCGUAUUCAAAUAUGCAUUUUGAAUUAAUUCAAAAAUAAUAUGUAUAAUAAGAAUAUACUUUUAAAUAGGUAAUAUCUUUUACAAGUCUGAUUUUAUUCAAUUUAGUAGAGAUUUUUAUGCGAAUGCUGCGCUGGUAAAAGUGGCCUCGGCGAAGUCGACCUUAUAGGAACAAUCUAUAAUAUAGGUAGGCGAAUAUAAUAAUAUAAUUUUAUAUUUUUGAAAACCGGUCGAAUAUCGACGUGUGUUUGUCUGUCUAUUGUUUUUUUGAAACCAUCCGGUGCGUCUAGAUAAAUGCUCUACGUAUAGUGUGUAGUUGUAUGCUUUUCAUAACCGAAGACGGUCGAUGUGGAGUUAUCGCGGACUUGUUUGCCAGGCCGAAAUAAAUCGUACGAAUUAUGAAAAUCGUGAGUGGUCUGGUGUACGCGGUCUUUGCAAUCGCCAGUGCAGCUUCAAUUAAGCUACGUGAGUUCGAUCCAUUUAACACAUAUUAUAUUAUCUGAUAAUAUCUCAUAACGGCAUGCAAUAAAUGGUUAAACAUGUCCCGAUUGAAAAUCGUUGAACACGAACUAUUUUCUGGGCUUGUAAACAUAAUAACAACGUUACGAAUAUAACGUUUUACGAUAUAAAAACCGAUUUCGAAACGUCAUAAAACGGAAAACAAUAUCCGAAAAAAAAAUACACUACAAAAAGAAAAUAUAACACAAAACGAAAUACGAAAACAUGCGUCACGGAACAAAUUUAAGACCAUUUUUUUUUUUUUUUUGAUCCCAAAAUUAGUAAAAAUAAAUUAAAUAAAUAAUUUGUUCUUUUCCAUUUUUGUAAAUUAAAAUUUUACGGAAAUAAUUACUUUUAUCAAGCUUAAUCUCAUAUGGCCGUAUGUAACUAUGUCCGUUAAUUCAUAAUGAUCCAAGAGAUAUAUCACGAUUGAUAAAAGAUAAAAAAUUGUUAUUUUUUGAACUCAAUGACAAUCUUAUACGUAAUAUUACAUAAAAUUGAAUUCAAUUUUGUUUUUGAAUUAUUAUAAUACUAUGAAUUAGUAAAUAAGUAAUUUGAAUUGACAUAUCUAGUAACGUACUAUAUUUCAUUAAUACAGCCAAAGGUUUCAUACAAUGCAAGAAAAGUGAUCCAAAAUUUGACGAAUGUAUCAAAAAUGCACUGCAAAGUUCUGUUCCUCAGUUGAUAAAAGGUAAGAAUGAUUAUGUUAUAACAUAUAUCUAUGUACCCUAAUGUCAGUUUAUAUAUUUAAGUUAAAGUGUUGAAUCGGUUUCUAAAGUAACUUGAUACUAUUUGAAUUAAGAAUUUUAAUGAUUUCCGGUAUAGAGAUAGGCUAGACCUCGGAGAAAAACAUACUCUACUUUUUGUCGGGUUGAAAGGAUUUUAAGUAUUUUUGGUACGAAAAUUAAAUUAUUUUUGUUAAAUUGUGGAUUACCUUGGUAACACGGAUGAAAUUAAAAACAAAUUAAAACAAAUAUUUUUUCUCUGAUCUUUAAAAACUUAUAAAAAAUUAACGAAUUUAAUAAAGAUAGAAAGUUGAAAUGUCAAUAUUUUAAAAAAAAUAAAUUCUAAAAAUUGACUUCAAAAAUAAUAAAAUAAAAAAGUUUUUUUAAAAUUUUUUUCACCAAUUCAUAACAAAUUUAAUUUAUAUAUAAAUAUGUUCAGUCCUUAUCCCUGUGGGAAAUAAUAGUAAAAAACUAAAAUAGAAUUUGUUUAUCAUUAUUAUUUCAAGAGAUAUUGCAAUGGGUACACUCGUACAUUCGUGUGACACCCUGUAUUAUAUGUCACGUUGUAACUAGAGAUUAAAUAAAGUAACUUGUAAAACUAUAGUUAUAUCAUGAAACAGUGUUAUUCAAACGCUACGGCUGUAACGUAUGUAACAUAUAACACUAUAAACCCUAGACAUCAGCUAAUAUACAUAUACGUAAAAUAUUUUAAUUAUUUAUAGGCGUCCCGAGUUUAGGUUUAAUCACAUCGGAUCCAUAUCGAAUUGCCUCAUUAAAUAUAGAACAAGGAAUUGGACCGGUCAGCGUUAACAUGAACUUUACGGACUUGAUCGUGUCCAACAUGAAAUACACGAUUAUAGAUAGUGCACAGUAAGUGUGUUGUCUGUUAAAAAUAACAAUUUUUUUUAAUCGAAAUACACAAUAUUAUUGACUGUUUAUAUGUUUUGUACUACAACAGUUACGAUCCAAAAAGUUAUCGCCUUAACGUAGAGACGCACGUACCGAAUUCUCUAUUAAUGGAGGGAGAUUAUGAAGUGAACGGAAAAGUUCUCAUCCUUCCAAUUGUUGGAAAGGGAAGGUGCAAAUUUAUCAUAGGUAAGUAUGGAAAAUGUUCACAUUGAACCCAAGUAAACUAACUAUGGUGCGAUAAUGUGUUUUUCAGACGUUUUGAAGUUCACCGGUAAUGUCGAAAUGAAGCCAGUGUUCAGAAAGGAACAAAUGUAUUUGGAAGUAGCAAAUUUAACGUGGACGUUUAUCCCAAUAAACUUUCACGUUCAACUGGAUAAUUUGUUUAACGGGAACAAAGCUUUGGGUACGUAUUAAAUAAGUUUCUUAUGAUUAAUAAUUUACACGUACAUAGACUGUGUACAGAACGGAUUAAACGGACUGACUGAAGUAAAAAAAUUAUAAUUUUCUUCCGCUACGUUUGAAUUCGGGAAUUGAACGUACCUAAUUUAAUUGUGCAAAGAUUUCGGAUCCAAUCAAUUUCAGUUUCGUAAUUUGUUCGGUUGUGUUAUUGAUUAGAAAGUCGAAUAAUAAUUUUUUUAUAUGUGUGUAAAGUUUAAGUUUGAAUGAAAAUUCAAUUUGAUAAAAAAAAAAAAAAAAAUACAAAUAUGUACUGUUCCGUAUAUAAAACAAAUAAUAGCCUUGUGUCACCCAUCCUCCCCAAGUAGAGCACUGUGUAUAAUAAAUAUAAAUUAUAAUUUUAAUAACUCAAUAUGUAAAACGUAAAAGUUUUUUUAUUGUUAUUGUUAAAAUAACGUAAAAUGUAAAAGUCUGAAAACAUUUUAUAUGAAAAAAAACACGAUUCGUUUUUUUUCAAAUGAAAGCUCUGGUUUGUAAUUAGGCACGUAUUCCAAUGCUGCGAAAUGUGAAAACGUAUUCGUUUAUUUAUUUGAUUUAAAAACAUUCUAUUAAAACAUUAAAAUUACUAAAUGUUGCAAAUAUGAUAUUUUUAUGUAUAAACAAUCACAUAUAGUAAUAUAUUCCGCAAUGUCAUCUGCUCUGUGUUUAUCGGAUUUUGAUGGCUAAUUUGAAAGAUAUUCAUUUAAUUUAAUUUCGAUAAAGAAUACUGGGACUCACAAAUAGCCAAGGAACUUCGCGUGAAGGUUCAAAAUUCAUAUUUUCGUUAAUUUGUUCAGUGAAAAGUGACGCGUUUUAUUUGUUAUCAUUCAUUAAAAUCGAGGUCGUCGACAUUUAUCUAUUCUUCCGACCUUAGUUGUUACCUAUGUUUUAUGAAAACGAUUAGGAAACGUUAAAAUUUUAAAAUUUUUUAAAAUAACGCAUGAUAUUUUUGAUCUAUUUACUAUUAUAAUAUAUUAUUGUUGGCCUUGUGCGUUUGUUGAUUACCCGCGUACUUAAACGUCAUUACAGUAUCAGUAUCCAAUAUGUUAACUCGCAAAAAUACCUAAUUAAUAACAAUAGAUAAAAUAUAAUCAGAAACUUUUUACGUGGAUUAAAAAAUACAUAAAACAUUUGAUCAUAUUUCGUCAUAAAACUAAGUGCUUAAAGUAAUAUAGAUGUACUAGAUUUGGUACAAAUGUAUAGAUUUCAGAAAGGUUGUGUGAUUGAUACAACUUAAUAAUUAAUUUGUUAACCCAUAUUAAUAUAAAUUAAAUUCUUUACCUAUUAAAUAUAAGAAAUAGGUGUUUAAAGUAAUGAACAUAACAUCAGACACACAUUAUCUCGGAAAAUAUUAACUUUAUUCAGAAUUUGUUUUUUGGAUUAUUAAAAAAUAAAUAUGUUUACAAUUUUACAUUGUAGUCAUUUUAUUGUUGCUCUUAUUUUAAAGGGUGAAACCAAUACCGACUGUUGAUUUUUAAGUGGUAAUCUACGCUUAAAUUUCUAUACCUACACGGAUGAAGUAUUAGUUUGAAAUGUUGAUUUCCGUCUUCCCAUUGACGAGAUAUUAUAUUUUUAAGUUUAAGUAGGGGAGAAUGGUGGAAAAAUAUUAAAACGUCGCGUUCUGUACAGCCAUAUAAAUUAUGCAGCACUUCAUUAUCCUUCUUAGGAUGAUUGCCGUACAUUUCCUUCGUAUCAUUUUGAGUAAAAUUAAUUUGUAUGCAUUUUUAAUGUAAAACUACCAUUUUCUAAGUUCCAGCGGGGGGAGGGAGAAUAGAUAAUACUCUCCUAUAGAUUACAAUCUACUAGUUAGACACAUUUUUUUUAUAAAUAAAAGCGCCGUAAUUAUAAUUAUUUUGAUUCCACGGCUUUUUCCUUUAGGAGAGUAGUAAAUCUCUCUCCGUUGGAAGUAGAAUAUCUUGUCAACGCUAAAUAUCAAAACGCAAAAAUUGAUUUAAAUCAAUAUUUUGUCAAUUUAAAGAGUUUUUAAACAUAGGUUGCAAUUUGAAAACCAAAAGUAGGCAGUAGUUUCACCUCUUAAAUAAGGGUAAAAAAGAAAAAAUUUAGCAACAUUUUAGAUAUGUUUAUUUUUUAAAUGUGAGAAGUCCUAAAUAGCAAAUUUCGAAAAAAUCAAAUAUUUUACGAGAUAAUCAGUAAUAAGAUAAGAGUAUUACGUUAAGUUGACCACUCUGCAUAAAUAACGAUUUAAAAAAAUGUAUCAAGAUCGUUUAACUAUUUAUCUGAGAUAACUCAGAUGUCUUAUUUCGUAUUUAUCUAAAUAAAAUAGGAGGUAAAAUUUACCUAUUUAGAUAAUUUAUCUACGUACAUUUAUCUGGAUAAAACCCAAUAUUAUUUAUUUAUGAAUGGGAAAGCCAUUUUUUUACGUUUUUUGUGUGAUUGUUCAUCAUUUAUUAAAAAUUGCAGGAGAUCACAUGAAUGUAUUCCUAAACGAAAAUUGGCGUGAAGUUUUAAGUGAACUUCAGCCCGCCAUCGAAGAAGUUUUUGGCGCUCUAUUUACAAGCAUUGGUCAACAAUUUCUCAACCGUGUUCCUGAAAAUCAAAUCUUUCUAGAUUAAAUUUAGAUUUAGUUUAUACGUUUUUAUUAAAUGUGUUCUAUUAUAAACCUAUUAUAUUAAACUGACAAUUGCUAGUAAUCCUGUACACAGGAAUUGAACAAUCCGUAUAAAUGGUUAAUAUACAUUGUUAAAUGUCAUUUGUCCUUUCAUUGUUUUUUCCUCAAUUUUGAAUGAAAAACCAAUGGUGAGUUUCGGACAUUUUUUGAUUUCCCAAUAGAUUUUUAUACUAAUUGAGAAAUACCGGAAAAACGUAGAGAUAAACGAACACAUAAUUAUAUCGUAACGGUUUCAUGAUUAUAUAUUUUUGUAACCGAUGUUCUCUCUUGAGAAUCUUCUGUAAUCAAGAAGAUAGUUGAUUUUUGAUUUUCUAAGUAGUUUUUUUUUUUAUAAUAAUUUUGAACAACGUAAAAUGAAAACUUACAUUUACGAUGCUACAAUUUCAAAUCUUAAAUUGUUAAAUUUUUAUGAGUUAUGUAUUUUACCA
Molecule: messenger RNA, 13191 nt
Organism: Cinara cedri
Lineage: Eukaryota; Metazoa; Arthropoda; Insecta; Hemiptera; Aphididae
Source: the annotation of a GenBank genome assembly